Saprolegnia parasitica CBS 223.65 is the source of this 834-nucleotide messenger RNA. RefSeq lists its product as hypothetical. The coding region runs from base 29 to 760 and encodes 243 amino acids. The transcript has a single exon. The record is from RefSeq and is a predicted model, not a curated record. NCBI's taxonomy places the organism in Eukaryota, Oomycota, Saprolegniomycetes, Saprolegniales, Saprolegniaceae. Gene Ontology annotation, cellular component: extracellular region.
UUUUGUUUUGGCCACAUCCUACGCACCCAUGCAGGCGAUCACUACUUUCAUCCUUUGUGCUAUGGCGGCCUCGACGACCGCCCAAAGCACGCCGAUCAACCACAUGUGCUCGGACGCCGACCUCAUCGCAGCCAUCACGCCGGUUGCGCUCACGUCGGCGACGACGCUCCACCAGUGCGCCAAGGACACGGGGCUCUCGAUCGAGGCCGUUCCCGUGCCGGCCAACGUGACGCCUGCCCAAGUCAACGCGCUCCUCCAGAGCUCGAGUUGUGCGGCGUUCUACACCAGCAUUCAGUCGGCGAUCGCCAAGAUCUCGCCCGCGUGCUACUUGGUGACGAGCCCUGUGCCUGUCACGUCGGCACAAAUCUCGUCCGUAUCGUAUAAGGAUUACGUCACGGCCCUCCAAGGCACGACGACCGGUGCGCCGGGUACGACGACAACCAAGCCGUCGACGACGACGGCACCGACCGGCAACUCGACUGCUGCACCCAGUAGCUCGACGACCGCGCCCGGUACCACGACCGUUGCUCCGGGCAACUCGACAUUGGUGCCGGGCAACUCGACCACCGCACCGGUUAACUCGACCACCGUACCGGUUUACUCGACGGUGACGCCCAUCACGGACACGGUUGUGACCAAGACCCCGUCGACGAGCGCGACGCCGGCUCCGACGACGACGACCCCCAAGGCCACGUCGUCGGCGUCGAUCCUUGUCCCGACGCUCGCCGCACUUGCGAUCGUUGCUGCUGCUACGGUCUAAAUGACCCACGUUUGAUCCAUUCCACUUUACUUCACCACUUUAUAUUUUCAAAAUAAAACCUUUCGUAAUCCCAA